AUGAGCGGCGAGGCCGUUCCAGGGGAGGCCUCCUCCCCAGCCACACAGAGCCCGCACUACUUCGACCGCUUCUCCGAGGACGACCCCGAGUACCUGCGCGUCAGGAACAUGGCCGCCGACCUGCGCCAGGACUUCAACCUGAUGGAGCAGAAGAAGAGGGUCACCAUGAUCCUGCACAGCCCGUCUUUCAGGGAGGAGCUGGAGACCCUGAUCCAGGAGCAGACAAAGAAGGGGAACAACUCCAACAUCUGGGCCCUCCGGCAGAUCGCGGACUUCGUGGCCAGUACCACCUGCUCGGCCCUCCCCACCUCGCCCCUGAACGUCUCCGCCGUGACGCCCAUCAAUGACCUCCACGCCACCGACUCGGCCUCGCUGGCCAAGGGGGAGCGGCUCAUGCGCUGCAAGGUGGCCAGCGUCUACCGACUGCUGGAGCUCUACGGCUGGGCACAGCUGAGCGGCAGCCACGUCACGCUCCGAGUCAGCAAGGAGCAGGAUCACUUCCUGGUCUGCCCCUCGGGCCUCUCCUGCCACGAGGUGACGGCCUCCAGCCUGAUUAAGGUGAACAUCCUGGGGGAGGUGGUGGAGCAGGGCAGCACCAGCUUCCCCAUGGACGCGUGUGGAUUCAGCCUGCACUCGGCCAUCUACGCAGCUCGGCCCGACGUGCGGUGCAUCGUCCAUCUCCGCACCUCGGCCACGGCCGCGGUGUCUGCAAUGCGGCUCGGCCUCUUGCCGAUCUCCCACGACGCGCUGCUGGCCGGGGACAUGGUGCACUUCGAUUUCAACGGCGAGAUGGAGGAGGAGGCGGACAGGAUCGAGCUGCAGAAGUGCCUGGGACCCACCUGCAAGGUUCUGGUGCUGAGGAACCACGGCCUGGUGGCCCUGGGAGACACCGUGGAGGAGGCAUUCUACAAGGUCUUCCACCUCCAGGCAGCCUGUGAAGUCCAGAUCUCGGCCUUGUCUGGGGCCGGGGGGGCCGAGAACCUCAUCGUGCUGGAGCGGGAGAAGCACCGGCCCCACGAGGCGGGCUCGGUGCGGUGGGCCGGCAGCACCUUUGGACCCAUGCAGAAGAGCCGCCUGGGAGAGCACGAGUUCGAGGCCCUCAUGCGGAUGCUGGACAACCUGGGCUACCGGACGGGCUAUGCGUACCGCUACCCGUUUGUGCAGGAGAAGGCCAAGCACAAGAGCGAAGUGGAGAUUCCCGCGACCGUCACGGCAUUUGUCUUUGAGGAGGAGGCGGGCCCCCCCCUGACGCUCCGCCAGCACGCCCAGAAGCAGCAGAAGGAGAAGACCCGCUGGCUGAACACGCCGAACACCUACCUGCGCGUCAACGUCGCCGAGGAGAGCCAGGGCGGCGCGGGCGGCCAGCGAACCAAAACCACGUGGAUGAAAGCUGAUGAGGUGGAGAAAUCCAGCAGUGGAAUGCCGAUCCGAAUUGAAAACCCCAACCAGUUUGUGCCUCUCUAUACGGACCCCCAGGAAGUUCUGGAAAUGAGGAACAAGAUUCGAGAGCAAAACCGCCAAGACGUGAAGUCGGCGGGACCCCAGUCCCAGCUGCUGGCCAGUGUGAUAGCCGAGAAGAGCAGAAGCCCGUCGGCUGAGAGCCGCUUGGCGGACGGCGAGCCGAAGGACGGGUUCUGCACGGAGGGCUCCCCCGAGCCGGAGACGCCCAACCCCUUCAGCCAGCUGACAGACCAGGAGCUGGAGGAGUACAGGAAGGAGGUGGAGAGCAAGAAGCUGGGCCUUGACGGGGAGAAGGACGCCGGCCUGGAGGAAGAAGCGAUGUCUCCUGCCGAAACCGGGGCCACCCCCACGGAAGAGAGUCCCUCGAAGCCCGGGAUAAUGAGCCCGCCCUUGUCACCCUCCAAGUCUUCGGAAGGUGUCUCCAAGACUGAGGGCGGCCAGGUGCCCCCCGAGCCUUCCGCCGCCGAGGACGAGAAGGCCGAGCGCGAAGCAGUGAUCAUGAACGGGAAAGACGACGAUCAAACCAUCGAGGAUCUCCUCAGCAAAGGGAUCAGCCAGAUGAGCACCAACGUGGACCCCGAGCCCCCCAAGGACAAAACCGAGUCGGUCACCAGCGGGCCGGUGUCCCCUGAGGGCUCACCCUCCAAGUCACCUUCCAAGAAGAAGAAGAAAUUCCGCGCUCCCUCCUUCCUGAAGAAGAGCAAGAAGAAGGAGAAAGCCGAGUCCUGAGGGCCGCCGGCCUGCCC
Molecule: messenger RNA, 2207 nt
Organism: Varanus komodoensis (Komodo dragon)
Lineage: Eukaryota; Metazoa; Chordata; Lepidosauria; Squamata; Varanidae
Gene: ADD2
Product: adducin 2
Exons: 14
Coding region: 1-2190 (729 amino acids)
Biological process (GO): barbed-end actin filament capping
Cellular component (GO): cytoskeleton; postsynaptic density; plasma membrane
Molecular function (GO): actin filament binding
Source: RefSeq, a predicted model, not a curated record